UGUCCGGGCUCCGGGCCGGGAGAAGUUUGCGGCGCUGGGCGGAGGCAGCGGCGGGCGGCCGGGCUGCUCGCUCCGCUCCGCUCCGGCCAUGGCCUUCCGCCGGCGGGCCAAGAGCUACCCGCUCUUCAGCCAGGAGUUCCUGAUCCACAACCACGCGGACAUCGGCUUCUGCCUGGUGCUCUGCGUGCUCGUCGCGCUCAUGUUCGAGGUGACAGCCAAGACUGCCUUCCUAUUCAUCUUACCUCAGUACAACAUUAGCGUGCCUACAGCAGAUGGCGAGCUAGUUCACUACCGCUAUGGGCUAAAGGACUUGAUCACCAUCCUCUUCUACAUCUUCAUAGCAAUCAUCCUGCACAUGGUGUUGCAGGACUACGUCCUGGAUAAAAUCAACAGGCGGCUCCAUCUCUCCAAGGUCAAACACAGCAAGUUCAACGAAUCGGGGCAGCUGGUAGCGUUCCAUCUCACCUCCAUGAUCUGGUGCUUGUAUGUAGUGGUGACGGAAGGAUACUUAUCAAACCCGAGAAGCUGGUGGGAAAACUACCCUCAUGUUUUUCUCCCGUUCCAGGUGAAGUUUUUCUACCUUUGCCAGCUGGCCUACUGGCUGCAUGCACUGCCUGAGCUGUACUUCCAGAAGGUGCGCAAGGAGGAGAUUCCUCGUCACCUGCGGUACAUCAGCCUGUACCUGAUGCAUAUAGCUGGAGCAUACCUCUUACACCUAACCCGCCUGGGGCUCAUCCUCUUGCUGCUGCAGUACUUUGCUGAAUUCCUCUUCCACAUGGCCCGUCUCUUCUACUUCACGGAUGAGAACAACGAGAAGCUGUUUAAUGCCUGGGCAGUGGUGUUCGUGGUCACCCGGCUCUUCACCCUCACCCUUUCCGUGCUGGUCAUUGGCUUUGGGCUGGCUCGGGUGGAGAACCAGGCAUUCGACCUCGAGAAAGGAAACUUCAACACUCUGCCUUCCAGGAUGUUUGUGCUGUCCCUGGUGUGCCUCUUCCAGGCCUGGAUGAUGUGGCACUUCAUCCGGUUCCAGCUGCGGCGCUGGCGGGAGUACCGGGACGAGCAGAGCGCUAGGCAGAGAGCAGCCGCCCUCACCAAACAGCAGUCCAAGCCUGUCAAGAGGGAGUCAGGUUACCAUGAAAACGGAGUGGUGAAAGCCGAGAACGGAACCUCCCCGCGCACCAAGAAGCUCAAGUCUCCGUAGAGCUGAAGGCUCGUCUGCCAGGGAGGAGGGCGAGAGACCAGGACUAAGCACCAGCCCCUCCCUCGGCCUCCCAGGUGCUGAAUGGCUUGGAAAGUCUCAUCUCUAACCCCCCCCACCCCAGACCAUUUGCAAUAAAACCAAAAAACCUUGCUCCGUCACAUGGCCUGCAGGAGCCAGACCCAAACCUCCCGUCCUCUCCUUCCUCUCAGUUUUAUCGUCAAUCAGCGUGCAAUUUUUUUCCCCCUCUUCCUGAGUGUUUUUUCUUCCUUUUGUGUUUUUGUUACAAAUGGGAUGGUUCCAAGCAAACAAUCCCUUUUCUAAAGGAGGUUCUUCCCCUUCCCUCUGGGCAUUGCCCUGCGUCCUGGCCUUGGAGGGGCAGGCGGCUGCUUUAAGGUGCCUGGUGACCAUGAGGGUAGAGGUUUUGGGAGCUGGGGGAGCCAUGCCCUGUGCGCAGAGCGUCUCUCAGUAUCAGGGUGGCAUCCUUCGGUGGUGUUGCCACGGCUGGAGUUCCUGGGUGAACUGCAGGGCAGCCUUGCAUCCAGCAGGAUUGCAGAGGCAGGCCAGGUCUGGAUUGGGCCUGUUGCAUCAGGGCACAGGGAGGUGACCUUAGAUGUGCUUUGCAUCGUGCUGGAGUUCCGGAAAGUGGCAUCCCUAGCAGUCUGCGGCAGGAGAUGAGCUCUGAGGCCGGUUCUGCCCACCUCUCUCCCUCCCCUAGGUGCGGUGACUGGGCUCUGCCUCUGCCCUGCAAUUCCUAGUGCCUUACUUGGGAUGAUGUCACCCAGGGAGUAGCUCAGGCCAAACUCAGUUGAGGAUGUAUAAGCCCUGAGACCCCCACCAGCAGGUCAGCCCUGGUCCCAUACCUCACUGCUCCUUCAGGAUGUGCCGCUUUACCUCACCUAAGUGCUGGCUUAAUCCUGUGGCAUUGUGUUUGCGUAGCACUCGUGCUGCAUGCAGAAGAGCAGAUUCCCUGCCACUCAGAGUUUAUCUGUAACGGGGCCUUUCACCUCAUGCCUCACCGCUGCCCUGAGCUGCCCCUGCCAUCCCAGGCCAGCUGUGCCCUCUCUGCUCCAGCUGCAGCCACCAGCUUCUGUCUUUCCGCUUCACAGGCCUCAUAUCCCCUGAGGGGAUUGUUAAUCCGGGAUCCAGCCCAUGCAUCCCUUCCUGGGCUGGGUGGGAAUAGCAGAGAGCAGCCUGUGGAAGUGGGAGUGCCUCUCGCCCGAUCCAUGCCACCGCCCUCCCCAGCUGGUGGAUGGAAUCGUCUCAAAUCUACCUCAGAGGCCGCCUCUUUCAUACGAUCACUCUCCCUCGACCCCUUGUUGGCUGCGUAUGUUGGAAGGAGACGUGUGGGAAUUGUUUGAGCGCCCAUUGAUUCUGUCCACUGCCCUCUUCCGAAUGGAUGGAGCCGUCCCACUUGAAGGGCUCUGUCAGUGCCACGCGCUGGUCAAGACUUGCCAGGUUGCCCUGCAGCAGAGGGUAUUUCUCUCGGAGGAAGGUGCCCAUAAGCCAGACUUUGCAGUGGGCAUGGUUCAGUGCAGUGAGGUGACUUGGUGCUUCCCUUCUGCUUCGUUGGGGUGGGAGCUUCCCUCUUGGCAAAGCUGGCUCAGCUGCCCUUUCUGUUGGGGUGAUGGGUAGCAUUUCCCUUUGGCUGAGCGUGGAGAGGGUGUCGCUGCUCCCAGAGAGGCAGGGAGAGAGGCAGGCAGGGGAUAGCAGGGGUGAAGUGUCAUGGAAUCUCUUCUAAUGCAGAUUGGGAUCAGGGUUCUUCCUUCCUAGCUGGGGUGAGUGACAUGGGCCAGAAUAAACCAAACACAAUGUUCCUGACUUGUUUCAUGCUGCUCCCUGUGGCCUUCCUUACUGGAGGUGAUUGUAACUCAUGCUCUCUGGCCUUUUGUUUUUUGGGGUGGUGAGAGGAACGGGCUGGCUGUGCUGCUUUCACAGAUUUUGAGUCCUCUCCACACCUGUUCUCUCCCCAGCACAGGCAGAGGCUGCCAGUGUGGGAGACAGAAUACCUGGGAGCCUGAAUGCAGCUUUGAAUGUCAAAGGAGAGCCACUAGCUAGCAUCUCCUAGGGAUCUUCCUCCCGCUCCCCCAGUAUCUUGGAGCAGAGCCCCUGGGAACACCUUGUGACUGUCCCUCCUUAGCCCUGGCGGGACAGAUACUAGCAAAGCCAGCGCUUGGGCAGAGCAGCGGAACCGGGCGGGAAAAGAAUGUUACACCAGCGAGCGAGCUGGGACCCGAGCUGUUGGCCCCCGGGCCUAGCACCGUUCACCCUUCCAUACCUCUCCCCUUUCUCUUCUGCUCCCAGCCGGGAGGGGAUCGCUGAGCCCUGCAGGGAGUGACUGCUCCCCAGAUCUCUCCAGAGCCGGAGCUGCCUUGCUCCUCUGAUGUCAGAGACUUACUGCAGCUGAGGAGCUGAGCCUCCUGGUUAAAAGGUGGCUUGUUGUCAGAUCCAAAUAAACCAGGCUGCUGAAUGAUUCCUUCCCCCCGCCUGCCCUGCUCCAGGUAGCCUUUCCUCUGGCACAAGCCUGCGAGGCCGUAAAGUAGCUCGUUGUCUCUAUAUACCAAGUGCCUUACAUUGCGGUAUAGUCUGUACUCUCUUGCCUAUGCGCUGCCUCAAUAGCUCUGUGCCCUCGGGCUCUGUGUAUAUGUCUGAUGUGUAUGUUCCAUAUUUAGUCACUGGGGAAAGGGACAGUUCACGCUGGAAGUAGCCCCUCAUUCUCUAUGUCUUUUCGAUUUGUAGAAUGGUUCCUUCCUCGGUGGCUAAAAUCCCCUUCCCUUUUUCUGCCUAGAUCGGUUGGCCCCUGCAGUGAUGCCCCCUGGCUGCCAUUUCACAGGCAUCGCUGGGGUCAUUUGUGGCUGGAGGAGCUCCCAUCCCAUCCCAUCCCUCCCAACACAGAAACUCUUGCUCCUCUCUCCUCCAGUGCACAUACCGUCCCUGGCUCUGCAGUCACUGGUGCAGCUCUCCUUGCAUUUCCUAGCAAACCAAAACUUCCUCUCUAGCCUGGAGAAACCUCCUCCUUGUAGAGGUGGAUUCUUUUCUUUCCCAGUCUCUAGUGUAAACUCUUUCAUUGACCAAUCCACGUACAAAGGGGCAGAGCGCCGGGGGAAGGGGAGACCCACUUCUCGAAUGAGUCCUCUUCUUGGGCCCCAUCACACAAAGUGCUGCGCAUCUUCUGCAACAGGUUGAGUGCCCCCAUCUGCUAGAAAGCUGAGGGCACUCAGGAUCAUGCAGAAUUGGGACUUGGGUCCCGGAUUCAGUGUUAUAGCACCGCUACUCCACUCCCUCCUGGGUUGUGCAAUAACCCACCUGGAUCAUGGUCACUCCUCAGUGCUUGCAUCCAUCACCAAUCCCUGGGAGGGGAGGAUCCCUGAGAUGAGGCCAAGUUGUGAUAAUUGCAUGGAGCACAGAAUGCCUCCUCACCUGGGCUGUGGCAAAGUCUCUUAAGAACCAGCAGUUCUUCUCCCUCUCCUUGUCCCAGAUGGAUCUUAGAGGGGUGGAAGUUGGGGAGAAUGUAGCAUUUUGCAGAUCAGUAUCUUUUUUUAAAAAAAGUUUGUUGAAUGAAUCUUCCUUGCUCAAUGGGGCAUUAAAGUUUGUAUUUUUGUAGGAUGACUUUUCCCUGCCUAUCAUACACAGGUGUAGCGAAUAAGGGAUAGGUUUCUCCCUGGUUUUUCUAUUAAGUGGAGGAUGGUCUCUCUUCAGAACUAGUCAUGAAAUCUGUAGGUGGGUGGUCUUCAUUCCAGUGGAUUGGAGUUACAGCUACAUCUGACUAUGGAGUCCAGUAGUUGGAAGCUGCAGCUACAGCUGACUUCUCUCUAUAGUAGAGGGUGUCUACAGCUGUCUGACUGUACGGCUAUAGCAGCUCCUUUGAGUGCAUAACAGAUGGCUCAAGUUGGCAGUCUUUAUAUUGACACUAUAAACUGGGUCACUCGUCUCUCUAUGUCAUGUGUACUUCUUACCAGAGGGAGGGAUGGACACAAGACGCAAAGUUUGGGUGGGUCCUUGUAUCUCUCUUUUUAACCUGUUUAAUUCUGCGGACCAAACUUCAACAAAGAAACUCAAGGAAAAUUCUGUUCUUCCAUAUUUAUGCUUUAGUGCAAACGUUCUCUUCCUUUGUUGUGUAUUUUAAUUUGUUUUGGUUUGGGGGGGUUGGUUUUUUGGAUAACCGUUUCAACUCCCCCCCUGACACACACACACGUUUUUAUUCUUCCCCUGUCAUUUAAAAAAUAAAAACCAAUUUUGUAUGGAAUUUUUUUUGUUAAAUGGCUUUUGUGAGCAAACUCUCAACAAAGAUAUUUUCUGAAAUAAUAAAAGGCAUAGAAUCAUCAACUGGUGCUUAA
Molecule: messenger RNA, 5535 nt
Organism: Mauremys mutica (yellowpond turtle)
Lineage: Eukaryota; Metazoa; Chordata; Testudines; Geoemydidae
Gene: TRAM2
Product: translocation associated membrane protein 2
Exons: 11
Coding region: 89-1201 (370 amino acids)
Biological process (GO): protein insertion into ER membrane; SRP-dependent cotranslational protein targeting to membrane, translocation
Cellular component (GO): endoplasmic reticulum membrane
Source: RefSeq, a predicted model, not a curated record